Messenger RNA from Micromonas commoda, 878 nucleotides. RefSeq lists its product with no specific name. The record is from RefSeq and is a predicted model, not a curated record. The transcript has a single exon. Bases 18 to 752 code for a protein of 244 amino acids. Lineage: Eukaryota; Viridiplantae; Chlorophyta; Mamiellophyceae; Mamiellales; Mamiellaceae.
AAGUCAAGUAAGAGAACAUGCAGGUCAUCGCCUCCCACCGCGUCAUCGCUCCCAGCCGCGCGGCGCUCGCGUCCAAGCCCGUGCGCUCGCUCCGCCGCGCGUCCGGCUCCGUCGCCCGUCGUUCGGCCGAUCGCGUUAUCCUGUCCACCCGCGCCAUGGCCGAGGAGGGCGCCGCCGACGACGACUUCGAGUCCCGCCUCGGCGCGCUCCGCGGCAAGCGCUCCAAGCGUUCCGCGGACGACGUCGCAGCCAAGACGGCCGUCAAGGACGCCGAGCCGGUCAAGAAGGCCACCCCUUCCGGCCAGAGGCGCAAGGGCGUCGCCGAUUUCACCACCGUCGGUUCCGUGGAGGAGCCCGCGGGUGCCAACUGGGGGAGCGAGACCGUGGUGUACGAGGGUCCUCCCUCGCGCGGUGAGAUCAUCGCCAACGUCGCCAUGUCCUGGACCGUCGUCUGGCUGCCCCUGACCAUCUCCGCGAUCGGUCGCGGGCUGUGGGUGAACUACAGGAUCACCGACAAGCGCGUCAGCGUGCUCUCCACCUCCCCGCUGAGGACGGAGAGGAUCGACGUGCCGCUGAAGGAGAUCACCGACGUCAUCGCCAUCGGACGCGGCGUCGGACUUUGGGGAGACAUGGUCAUCACGCUCAAGAACGGCGAGAAGGUGGAGCUUCGGAGCAUGCCGGACUUCAAGGACAUUGAGAAGCACAUCAAGUCCAACAUGGGAACCGCGGACCCCGAGCUGGCGAAGCUGUGAAGCCUCGACGAUGGACGACUGGACGGGCGACGCGCGGGAGGGGGGAGCGCGCCGCCGUCGAUGCAACACCACCAAUACGAUACCUAUUAGCGCGGCGUUUUUGUGACAAGAAUUGAUUCGAGUAUU